Molecule: messenger RNA, 3672 nt
Organism: Homarus americanus (American lobster)
Lineage: Eukaryota; Metazoa; Arthropoda; Malacostraca; Decapoda; Nephropidae
Product: Golgi resident protein GCP60-like
Exons: 10
Coding region: 6-1445 (479 amino acids)
Cellular component (GO): Golgi membrane
Molecular function (GO): fatty-acyl-CoA binding
Source: RefSeq, a predicted model, not a curated record
CAAACAUGGCGAGUGGGGCGGAUGUCACUGAGACAACUCCACAAAUUGAGGCAGAAAUAGAGGCAAUUACUGUGUCUCAUCAACUACAAAUGACAAAUAACAUAAAUCAAGAACAAUCUCAGAUAUCUCCAAUAGAAAAUGGCGUAGAAAUACAUUGGGGAUUCUCUCUUUCAGAACUCUACCGGAUCGCCCUCAAGUUUUUUAAAGAAAAAGAAGGGAAGGCAGUCCAUCUGGGAUAUGCGGAGAAAUGUGAGUUGGUGGGGAUGACACAGCAAGUGAUGCAUGGCCCCUUUGACCCUGUGACCUCGCCCCCUGUUGGAGUACUGGAUGUUGUGGGCAAAGACAGAAGGUUGGCAUGGCAGGCUCUUGGGUCCAUGAGUAGAGAAGAAGCCAAGCAACAGUUCAUAUCCACACUGAGCAACCUGGUCCCAACUUUCCGUCCCUAUGUUGAGGCUAUGUGGGCUGACAAAUUAGAAAAAGAGAGACUAGCGAGAGAAGAAGAAGAACGACAAAGGGAGGAAGAAGAGAGAAGAAAGUUAGAAGAAGAAGAGCGGAGAAAAGAGGAAGAGGAGAGAAAAAAGCAAGAGGAAACAAAACGACAGAUUCAGGAGGCACUAAACCAGCAGACAUACGAGCAGUUCCGCAAGUAUGCUGAGCAGCAGUACCCCGGCAACCCUGAACAGCAAGCAGUAUUGAUCAGACAGUUACAAGAUCAGCAUUACCAGCAAUACAUGCAGCAAGUGUACCAGCAGCAGCUUCUCCUACAGCAACAGCAACAACAACAUCAACAAGAACAGAACCAUCUAGAACUAAAUGAAGAUACAAAUGAACAAACGGGCCAAGAGAGUCAGACAGAUGGAGGUGAGGAAAGUUCGAUUCCGGCAGAAAAUGGUCAUGAUUCAGAAGGUGGUGAGGACUCAGACGAGGAUGAUUCGUGCCAAAACAUUGCUCCUGCCUCCAUGUGGACGAGACGAGACAUUCAGGACUUCAAGGAAUCUAUAAGACGUGAAGGUGGCGACUCGGUCAUUAAAGUUGGCCACGGAGAGACUGUCACUGUUCGUGUUCCUACUCACGAAGAUGGCACUUGUCUAUUUUGGGAGUUUGCCACCGACAAUUAUGACAUAGGUUUUGGUGUGUAUUUUGAGUGGACAAAAGACUCCAGUAACGUGGUGUCUGUCCACAUCUCAGAGAGUGAGGACGAGGAAGAGGAAGAAGACGUAGAAGGUGAGGGAGAUGACAUUGAACGCCUGGCAGGAAGGAAGCAUGAGAGUGGUAGACCAGCACAGUCGGUAAUUAUCCCCGUUUAUCGUCGGGAUUGUUACGAGGAAGUGUAUGCCGGCUCGCACACCUACCCUGGUACGGGCGUUUACCACCUCAAGUUUGAUAAUUCCUAUUCUCUCUGGCGGAGUAAGACACUUUACUAUCGUGUUUACUACACCAGGUGAGGCGGAAAAGCACAACGCUGUUAUUAGAAAUGAAAUUCGUCUAGAACUAUUGGUGUCUUAUGUGAUGAUCUUUGUUGCGAUUGAGAAUAAACUUUAAUGGGUGAAUAACAUCUUGUUAAUGCAAAUAGACAAAUCUUGCAUUGUUUUGUAAAUAUUAUAUGCUAGGCAAAAUGUGUGUGAACAGAACUAAGAUAUUGCAAAAUAAUGUCUGCUUAUAGUGUGCAGUGUUCCACAUUGCCUACAGUGGCAAGAUCCUUCUGAGUCAUGAGGUGCUCCUGUUAUCUGAGAGACCUGCUGGUUCAGAAGGACAUGUACAGCUAGUUAAGAUUUCUAACCCUCUGCAUUUCUAUAUUGUCAUUGAAAAUGUGGGACACUGUCAAUGCUCAAUGAAAAAGAGGUUUCUCAGUCUUCUCCAAGGUAGUGAGCGACAUUAAGCUUUCAGUGUCUUACCGUGUAGCAUUUAGUAUUAUUCAGUUUCUUUGAAAGUCUCUGUGGCAGUCGAUUGAUUAACGGAUGUAUUUAUAAUUCAACAUGCUUGUUUAACUUGCAUCUUGGUGCCACUCUCAUUAAGUGAAUCAAUUACUUUCACAAACACUUCUGUCUAGUGUGUUCUGGUGUUUCUUUUAUGAGGGUUGACAGGUUAAGUCAAAAUUUACUUUCUCUUUAUAUUUUGAAUGAUUACUGCACAGAUGGCAGAGGUCUGUUUAUACCUUUGUACUUCCAAAACACUUUUCCCCUCGUGUAAAGUGUUUGUAUACUGCUUUGCCUCUGUAAAUAUAAUGCUUUUCUACUCAUUUGCUAUAUAUAUAUAUAUAUAUAUAUAUAUAUAUAUAUAUAUAUAUAUAUAUAUAUAUAUAUAUAUAUAUAUAUAUAUAUAUAUAUAUAUAUAUAUAUAUAUAUAUAUAUAUAUAUAUAUAUAUAUAUAUAUAUAUAUAUAUAUAUAUAUAUAUAUAUAUAUAUAUAUAUAUAUAUAUAUAUAUAUAUAUACUGUACAGAGAGUGGAGUGAAUGAUAGAUACUGUACAGUGAUGAGAUGUGUUACUGCACUCACCAUUAAGAGUCAGUACUGUAGUGGUCUAUUAGUCUUUUGUAUCUCUAAGUGGUGUCUACACCACAAGUUUAUGGAUACUUUCAAUAUCACUUUUCUAUCCCAAAGUCAUGGCUGGCCCUUUUGAUAGGGUUCAGUACGAUACUUAUAUCAUGCACAGAAAAUGCCAAACAAAUCAGUUAGGUAAUCACAACAGCAGGAGACAGAGAGUUCAUCAAGUGGGGAGAGCAGAUGCAGGUCACACUAAGAGGAGAGGAGAGCCACACAAAACAUGCCAUCAGUCCUUUGGGGAGUUGUGAUAAAAGUUAAUCAAGGCCACACCACAUGUACUUUCAGGUCACAGACAAAUAUCAAACCUUAAGAAAAUACAUGUGUUCCAGCAUAGGUUGAGGCACAUCGUGGUAGUCAGUCUGGCAGACUUAAUUUUUUUCGCACAUAAUCGAAAACGAGAGAACAUCUUGGAAUAGCUAAACAAAUCAACCAACUCUCAAGUUUGGUUAUUGGAGACUUAUGGUAAAGAGACUCUGGAUAAGGGAAGCAUUCCUGUGUGUGUAUAUAAUGUAUAUACAGUAUAUUUGGGCAUUGCAAAAGUCUUUCAAAAAUUUUUGUGUGAGUGAUAUUGCUUUAAUGAGUUUUGUUUCUUUGCUCAUCUGAUUAUAUUAUUUUUUUAAGCUAAUGGUGAAGGACUAGAAGGAUUAGGUGAGAAACAAAGGUAAAGAUGAGAAACAUAUAAAUAUGAGGUGAGAGAUAUAAAAUCAGUUGUAGAUGUGCUGUGCCUUUGAUAAACAGAUUCUUAUAAUUUUACAAAUGAUCAAAGGCAUCUUCCACUGAGGAAUAAGUCUGACUGUCUGACAUAUAGAGGUGUGGUCACAUCUUAUUUCAGUUACAGUACAGUCAACUACUAAAGUCUAUUCACCUCUCCCCCUGAACCACGAACCUCAAGAUUCAGACUCGUGAACCCAAAGCAGUAGACCGAUACAUUAUUCUGUCCAUAAAUGCUCCGGAUUCAUGAGUCUAAAUCUCUCGGAGGUUCAUGGGGAGAGGCAAACGGACUUUAGUACCGUGUAAUUGGCUGUACAUAAAUAAUGAGACUGUCAGACACACCUAAAUUGAUUCCAUUGACCCAUAGUGACACCUUCCCUUGUGUUGUUUGAAACUGAAUAUAUUGUGAAAACUGAAA